AUGAAAAAAUCGGUCCGACUACUCGUCCCGCCUCCACCACUGGUCUGUCAUUCGUUGUUUGCGCAGCUCCACAUUAUCGCUCGGCUGAAAGGAUCCGGAUCGCUCGAGAGGAAGACCUCGAUCGUGAAGCGACUUCUCGUCUCGGCCCAGGGCGAAGAAGCGCGAUACCUCAUCCGAACGCUCGUCGGCAACUUGAGGAUCGGCGCCGUGCGAUUGACCAUCAUCACUGCGCUCGCCAAGGCGUUUUGUCUUUCGCGCAAAGGGGGGGAACAACCCGUAUCGGACGAUUUCUACAUCUUUCCGAGAGAGCGCCAAGACGUGACAGACGAGGUUGAUGCGAAGAAAGGAGCGGGCAAGACGAAAGAAAAGGUCAAGGGCGACAAGGAGCGCUUGCUGGAGGAACGACUCGAUCGAGCCGAGGCCAUCGUGAGGAAGGUGUGGGCGAGGCAUCCCGAUUAUGGGCAUGUUGUGGCGGCGUUGCUCGACCAUGGUAUUUCACUGCUAGAACUACGCGUUCCUAUAGCCGUCGGAACGCCUCUGGAACCGAUGCUCGGGUCCAUCACCCGCGGCGUGUCCGAGAUCUACAGCCGAUUGGGAUCGCGACCGUUCGUCAGUGAAGCCAAACUCGAUGGGCAGCGUGGUCAGAUCCACGUCUCUACGGUCGAACCAAGCGGAUUGAGUGACAACAGUCGAGGAAAAUGGUACGAUCCACCCGAAGCUAACGCGGACCAGACGCGCAUCUGGAUCCGAUGCUUCAGUCGUCAUCUUGAGGACAUGAGCGACAAGUUCCCCGACAUCGCUCCGACGCUUGCUUCGCUCGUCCACCGAGAGACGGCGCGGGGACUUCCUCUGGAGAAUUUCAUUCUCGAUUGUGAGAUUGUCGCUAUUGAUCCGCAGACUUCAGAGUUCAAGACGUUCCAAGAGUUAUCAUAUCGAUCCAAAAAGGACGUGCAGAUGGGCGACAUCAAGGUCCGGGUCGGUAUUUUUGGUGCGUAUCCGAGCUCACGGGGUUAUGGACCUUUGGACGAGAAUGAGCGCUGACUUGACUCUAAUUAUUUCAUAGGCUUCGACUUGAUGUUUCUCAAUGGAGAGGUGGGUCGAUUCGAGGACCCGGCGUUUUCCUGACCUCAUGCGGAGACCUUGAUCGAACCCACAGUCGCUCCUCAAUAAGUCGUUCCGCCAACGUCGCCAUCUCCUGUACGAGCGCUUCUCCCCGCUUCGGCCCACCGAUCCACGUUACGCCAAGUGGGAGCUUGUACCCUCCUGUAUGGACAACGACAAAGUCAAAGUCCAAGCGUUCUUCCAAGAAGCGUUGAAAAUGAGGGCCGAAGGUAUCAUGGUCAAGGUAGGUCUUGGCCGGUUUGAUGGGGGUCCACAGGCCUGCUGAUCGCUUGCUUACACUGCAGCUGUUGGACGAAGCCGAGCUGGAAGAAGACCCGGAAAAUGAAGUGGACCCAGAUCUUGGGGACUACUCGGAUGAAGGAGAAGCUGGAGAGAAGAGUGAGCUCGACUCACCGCCGCCUUCGACCCCACUAUCGACGUCCAAAGCGACCUCGACCCACUCGCCGGUCAAAGACCAAGGUCGUCGACGAAAGAUCCUACCCGCGACCUACGAGCCCGACAAGCGAGCCGAUUCAUGGCUCAAGGUCAAGAAGGACUACUUGGAUGACCUGGGGGACUCGCUUGACCUCAUACCCAUAGGCGCUUGGCAUGGUAACGGCCGGAAAGCGCAGUGGUGGAGUCCGAUCCUCCUUGGUGUGUAUGAUCCCGAGUCGGGGCAGAUCCAAGCUGUGUGUAAAUGCAUGUCGGGGUUCACGGAUGACUUUUAUAAAGGUGAGCAUUCGCACCAGGCCUUGUCUCGCGCGCGAUAAGAUGGCCACUGAAGGGACUAAUUGGGAUUCUCGUACCAGGUCUAAACGUCAAGUACGCACCGGACGGGGAGUUCGCGAGCCGCUCGAAACCUUCCGAGAUAGAGGCCGCCGGCUUACGCCCUUCUAUUUGGUUCAAACCCAAUGAGGUAUGGGAGAUGCGAGGGGCCGAGUAAGUACCUUCAGGGGGAGGAUGGGAGUGCUCGGUGGCGUCGCAGCGUUACUGACCAAAAGUUUUUUUCUUCCUGCGCAGUUUCACCCUCUCACCGGUCUACCCCGCUGCUCAACAUAUCCUGGGGGAACGAGGUGAGGCUCUUUGACACGUGAUCAGAGCUUGAGGACACUCGUGCUCCGGCGAGGUAGGCUAACGAGCAUUCGAUCUACGGCCUCUCAGGGGUGUCGGUGCGCUUCCCGCGCUUCAUCAAGGUCCGCGAGGACAAAUCGAUCGAACAGGCCACGACGACCGAGCAGCUCGCGGAGAUGUAUCAGAAUCAAGGGAAGCAUCCUUGA
Microbotryum saponariae is the source of this 2378-nucleotide messenger RNA. The record is from the annotation of a GenBank genome assembly. NCBI's taxonomy places the organism in Eukaryota, Fungi, Basidiomycota, Microbotryomycetes, Microbotryales, Microbotryaceae.